AUGAAGAGGAAUGGAACAAUGGUUGUAGUUAAACAGACAUGCAGCAAGUGUAUCUUUGGGUAUGAGUGGUAUUCGCAACCAAUAAUUUUGAACAAAUACGCUGCUGGAAACCUCCUAUUGAGUUUUGCUAUUCUUAUGGCUGGUGCCUCAGUUAGUAAAAUCCUUUUGGUGUUCAGACAUAUGGGUCUAUGUGCAUACACAGUACGUUCAUUCUUUCGUCAUCAAAGCAAACUCGUUGUUCCAACAAUUCUACAUUGCUGGGAAGCUUAUCAAGCUAAACUUAUAAAGGGACUGAAGGCUACAAAAGAUGUUGUUUGGUGUGGCGAUAGGCGGUUUGACUCCAUGGGUCACUCGGCCAAAUAUGGAGUCUACACAAUGUUAUCACCAACAAUUAUGAAAAUUGUCCAUUUUGAACUUGUUCAGGUAGGUAGAAUUUACAUAAGCUUUUACGGUUAGAAACUUAGAACACGGUGCACAAAUGUUGACAUUGAUAUGCUUCAUUUCAACAGGCUGAAUCAGCACAGUGUAAUGCACACAAUAAUUCCAAUACAACCCACUUAAGAGCUUUUUUAGAUAGUGUAUGA
Molecule: messenger RNA, 584 nt
Organism: Paramuricea clavata
Lineage: Eukaryota; Metazoa; Cnidaria; Anthozoa; Malacalcyonacea; Plexauridae
Source: the annotation of a GenBank genome assembly